Rotaria sp. Silwood2 is the source of this 225-nucleotide messenger RNA. NCBI's taxonomy places the organism in Eukaryota, Metazoa, Rotifera, Eurotatoria, Philodinida, Philodinidae. The record is from the annotation of a GenBank genome assembly.
AUGGAAGGUCAAUAUUUUGCCUUGCUUGAAACACAAGCAUUUCUUUCAACAAUAACUCAUCGACUUCAUCUAACAACAAGUCAAUGUUAUCAAGAUUUUGUACCGACAAAACAAAUAAUUUUUCGUUCUGAUAAUACACUCCAAAUAUUAAUUGAAGAAGAGUAUCGAACUAAACACCACAAUCGUUGUUCAUCACCAUCAGAAUCAUUUAUUAAACGACGAUGA